AACAGGCGACUGUGAAUAAACAGGAGUGGGUCGGGACUAAUUCUUCAGGUGACCUCUUUGGAUAGCGCCCUCCAGGGGAAGGAACCAGCGAGCACAAGGAAGAAACAAAGUGGAGCCAUGGGGAACACUACAAGUGAAAGGAUGUCAGGUGAGCGCCACAGUUCCAAGAUUCACCGCUCAGAGGGAGCCGUCCACCAUGCCAAAGAUCAUUCACACAAGAUCAUGGUUGGCAGCACUGAUGACCCCAACAUCUUCAGCACCCAUGAAUCUAAGCUUCUUGGAGAAAAAGAGUUUGUAUCGUGGCACCAUGACUUGGAUGAGUCAGUUAAACCAUCCCAGCAGGCUCGUCCCACAGUCAUCCGCUGGACAGAUGGAGGCAAAGAAGUUUUCAUCUCAGGCUCUUUCAACAAUUGGAGCACUAAGAUUCCUCUCAUUAAGAGCAAUAAUGACUUUGUUGCUAUUCUGGAUCUUCCUGAAGGUGAACACCAGUACAAGUUUUUUGUGGAUGGCCAGUGGGUUCAUGAUCCCUCUGAGCCUGUAGUGACCAGUCAGAUGGGAACAAUAAACAAUUUGCUUCAUGUCAAAAAAUCGGAUUUUGAAGUGUUUGAUGCUUUAAAAGUUGACUCCCUUGAAAGUUCAGAGACUUCCUAUCGAGAACUUUCUGGUUCCCCUCCUGGAAUUUAUGGCCAAGAUAUGUAUGUAUAUCGGCCUGAAGAGCGAUUUAAAUCUCCACCAAUUCUUCCUCCACAUCUUCUUCAAGUCAUCCUUAACAAGGAUACUAAUAUUUCCUGUGACCCUGCCCUCUUACCAGAGCCAAACCAUGUGAUGCUAAACCACCUCUAUGCACUCUCCAUUAAGGAUGGUGUCAUGGUGCUUAGUGCCACUCAUCGCUACAAGAAGAAGUAUGUCACCACUCUUCUUUAUAAGCCUAUUGGAGUCUGAUUCCUACAUAUUUCCAUAGAGACUCAAGGACUCUUGCUUUUUCUGCAUAUGCCAGAAUACCAGUGGGCAUGAGGAUGGGUAGUCAGCUUCCAGAUUAUUUUAUCAGACACAAAGGUUUGGAUGACUCAGCCCCUAUUCUGUUUUUUCAGCACAAUGAAGCUCUUCAUUCCUAUAUGGCUAUUCAGGACAAACAACUUGAUACUGUUUCAGGCUACUGAGAUCAAGUUUUGGGUGCAUUAUUAUUAUAUUUUAUAUAUUACAAAUUGUGAGGUUGGCUUCUUCCUGAAACAAGAAAACUUGCCUUGCAAUCUUCCCUUCCAUAUUCAAAAAGAAAGUCCAGUGCCACCCUCUUUUCAAAUCAUAUGGCCAUUGUAUACAAGUCAUGGUGGCAUGGUGGAGGCUGUAUGAAGCCUCCAAAUACAAAGACCAUGUAUCUUUAAAUAUGGAACAGCUCUUGUUCUCAAGUAUUGAAAGUUUCUUCUAGUAGAAAAUGAGAUGGUAAUUAGACAAAUUUUGGCCUAGUAAAGUAGAAUUGCUAUUAUGUUUUCAGUUUCUACUGUUGUAAAGCUUUUUUCUCAUGUGGGUGACUUGGUUCUCAAGAGAAUGGCAAUGGUAGCUACACUAAUAAAAACAAUGUAAUAAUGGUAUAUUGGAAUAUCUACAAGAAAUACCAUUUACCUGCAAGCAAGUAUUGCUGGGGCCACAAAAUAGACAAAAUAAUAGAAAAUUAAGAAGCUAAAGUGUUCUGGGACUUUAGAAUUCAAACAGACAAGCACCUGCCAGAUAACAUACUAGGCUUAACAGUUAUUGAUAAGAAACUCAAAAAUGUCUGGAUAGUGAAAAUUGCAAUACCUGAAGACAGCAGAAUAGAAGACAAAAAAUUGGAGAAAAUCACAAUAUACAAAGACCUGCAAACAGAAGUAGAACAACUGGCAAGAGAAAGCAAAGUUACUACCCAUAGUAAUAGGUACCAUGGGCACAUUCUCAAUACAUCUGAAGCACCAUUUGAACACCGUUGACUUUGACAGAAUCACCAUUAGUCACAAUUAUAGCAAAAUAUAUCUGUACUUGGAACAGCUUACAUGCUGCAAUACCUUUAACCACCAUGAAACAAUCAUAUCUGCCUAUUCCAUGUCCUUGGAAAGAACUUGAUAGGUGGAGAAAAUUACCAAAUCCAGUAAAAAUGUCUGACUGUACAACCAACCAUCAUCAUAAUAGUAAUGGAUGAUGUAUCCAUUCCCUAAUCCUAACAUUAUAAAUGAACUUUUGCACCAUCCUCCAAAGAAUCCAACAGUAAGACUAAGGUACCUUUGGAACUCAGUCUCUGAGGAUGCCGUUCUUGGAGUACCCUUUUCUUUGAGAAUAGCAUUUGUGGCUAAGGUCUAGUAUCUAUGCAUAUAUACUCCAUAUAAAUAGC
This is a messenger RNA of Notechis scutatus (mainland tiger snake), 2359 nucleotides long. Its product is annotated as 5'-AMP-activated protein kinase subunit beta-2. Lineage: Eukaryota; Metazoa; Chordata; Lepidosauria; Squamata; Elapidae. Gene Ontology annotation, biological process: signal transduction. Gene Ontology annotation, cellular component: nucleus; nucleotide-activated protein kinase complex; cytoplasm. The record is from RefSeq and is a predicted model, not a curated record. Gene Ontology annotation, molecular function: protein kinase binding.